CACCUUCACUUCGCACCUGAGGAAGGCGCCUGGACGGGGUGUGGAGGACAGGAGGACAACUUCCCUCCCUCCCCCCUCCCCUGGCUGGGAGCUGCAGCUUUGACCCACUUGUAUCUGGAGCCGCUCUCCCGGGAUAUAUUGUAUUUCCAGCGCCUGGAGCCCGAAUGUUUGAGUCUAUCCAAAUGUGGGUCAUCCUGAGGAGAGAGGGUCUGAUCAGCCUCUAGAAGCUGCUCCCGUCUGCAGGCUUCCCAUUGCCUCGGGCUGGUGGUGUUCCGGCGUCGGACGGCCAUGAACGGCGAUGAGAAGGUCCUUCCCACCUCCCAGCAGACAUCUCCUCUGACCAGAAGCAGCAGCAAUGCCUCUUCCAAGCCCACCAGCGUGCGCCAGAGCUCCGAGAACUGGGAGGUGAUGGAGGAGCAUGUGGGAGAGGACCAUGAAAAUCUGGAUCUGGAGAGGCAAGAAGGGUACCUGCUGAAGAAGAGGAAAUGGCCUUUGAAAGGCUGGCAUAAGCGAUACUUUAUCCUGGAAAAGGGAAUUCUGAAGUAUGCCAAGACUCAGCAGGACAUUCUUCGAGGAAAACUUCAUGGUUCCAUCAACAUUGGUCUCUCCGUAAUGUCCAUCAACAAGAAAUCUAAGCGCAUCGAUUUAGAUGCAGAAGAGAAUCUUUAUCACCUGAAGGUGAAAUCUCAAGACGUCUUCACCACCUGGGUGUCCAAGCUGUGCUAUCACCGCUUGUUCCAGAAGGGUGACCACGUGAAGAUCCCUUGCGGAGCAAAUGGAUACAGCUUCUCCUUCCCCUCUCCCACGGCGGGCUACCUGUCGGCACCUCUCGGCAGCAAGAAGGGCGGCUCGCUCGGGGACGAGGUGUUUAAAGGAAAUGGCCAUUAUCCUUCGGCGUCCGCAAGUGGGCAAACGGUGACGGCAGAGUGGCUGCAGCAGUCUGAGGAGUGGGACCAGUGCAGUGAAGAUCUCAGUCGGUGCCAGUUGAACCUGUCAGAACUGAACAAACUGCUGCAGAAGCUGGAGUUGGUGGACAGGGUUCAGUCCGCACCCGUCAUCUGUGAUGCCCAGGGUUUCCUUGCUGACAAAUCAAAGAAGGAAAAGCGCACCUCCAAAAUAUGGUGCGCGCAAAGUUUUGCCAAGGACGAGACGAAGGCCUCCGCUGAUGCCUUGCGUCCUGCCAAGUUGCACGUCUCCGCGCCCAGCCUCCCCGACUGCCUGGACCUGAAGAGCUCUGCCCCUCUCUCCGUGAAAGAGGAGUAUCUGCAGUUGCAGCAGGACUUCUGUUUGGCAUCGAAGAAAGUGUUCUGGAAUUUGAAGUCGCUCUUCAACACGCUGUCGAUCGAGAAGGAGAGACUCAGACAGGUGUGGGCGGAGAAGGAGCGGGACCCCAGUGCAUCCGCCGUCCAGAUCGCAAACCUGAAGAACACCUUGUCGGAGGUCAUGUCUCAGAACGCUGAUCUCCGGAACCGAUUGCACGGAAUCCAGUGUCUCUCCAGCUUUGUGGAGACCACCCCAUCGACCCCCGUCAAAGUGGAGGAGCAUCUACAGGCAUCACGCAACACAUCCCUAAUCAACCAGUUGUCCUUGGACAGCAACAUCUCACUGUCCGAGUCCCACGUUGAGUACUUCGAUGCGGAGGAAGUCAUGCUGUCGGCCUGUUCUUCCUACAACGAGAUGUCAGAGGAUGACGACUCGACCACCAGUGAGAUCACCAACAGCAACUCUGAGGAGAACCUGGAUCAGGUGGAGACUGACAUCCGUGAACUAACAGUUGAUGAGGCUCCAAGCUACAGUCCGGUUGAUGGAAUUCCGAGAAGGAUAUCUCUCCCGGCUCCCGGGCCAAAUCUGGGCAACGUCAGCCUUUGGAAUAUCCUGAAGAACAACAUUGGGAAAGACCUGUCGAAGGUGUCCAUGCCGGUGCAGCUGAACGAGCCGCUGAACACUCUGCAGAGACUCUGCGAGGAGCUGGAGUUCACCGAGCUCCUCGACACUGCCAACAGGACCUUGGAUCCCUUCGAACGCAUGGUAUACGUCGCUGCCUUUGCGGUGUCCGCCUACGCCUCCGCUUUUUACAGAGCAAGAUCCAAGCCGUUCAAUCCCGUUCUUGGUGAAACGUACGAGUGCGCAAGGGAAGACAAGGGGUUCCGGUUUAUCGGCGAGCAGGUCAGCCAUCACCCGCCGGUGUCCGUCUGCCAUGCUGAAUCGGAAAACUUCCUCUUCUGGCAAGACGUGAGAUGGAAGAACAAGUUCUGGGGCAAGUCCCUCGAGAUUGUUCCAGUCGGGAUAGUGAACGUCAGCUUGCCAAAGUUUGGUGAUCACUAUCAGUGGAACAAAGUCACUUCCUGCAUCCACAACAUCCUGAGUGGCCAGCGGUGGAUCGAACACUACGGAGAGGUGGCCAUCACCAACACCACGAACAGUGGCUGUCACUGCCGGCUGACCUUCUGUAAGACCAAGUACUGGAGUUCAAACGUUAAUGAAGUCCACGGCUCGGUGUUGGAUGAGCAUGGGAGGGUUGUCCACCAGCUGUUCGGCAAAUGGCACGAGGGAAUGUACUGCGGUGGGCCACAGUCCGCAAAAUGCAUCUGGAAACCAAAGCCGAUACCUAAAGACCAUGAAAGUUAUUACGGUUUCACCUCAUUUGCUCGGGAACUGAACGAGUUGACGCCUGAUCUUAAAUGGGUCCUGCCCUUGACUGACACACGACUAAGGCCUGACCAAAAAUAUCUAGAGGAAGGGAACACGGAGGGGGCAGAGGUUCACAAGCAAAGGAUCGAGCAGCUACAGAGGGACAGGAGGAGAAUCAUGGAAGAAAACAACAUGGUCUACCAGUCUCGCUUUUUUACGAAAACCAUCGAUCCCAAUGGGAAAGAAUCAUGGAUGAGCAAUGGAACUUAUUGGGAGUUGAGGAAAGACCCUGGAUUCUCAAAAUUGGACAACCCGGUGCUGUGGUGAGGCCCCAGUUACACGUUGGGCCACGUGGAAAGUUUUUUUCCCCCCCUCCCCCUUCAAUCCCCCUGAAUCCCCCCCCCCC
This is a messenger RNA of Leucoraja erinaceus (little skate), 3037 nucleotides long. Its product is annotated as oxysterol-binding protein-related protein 7-like. Bases 289 to 2958 code for a protein of 889 amino acids. Gene Ontology annotation, cellular component: intracellular membrane-bounded organelle; cytosol; perinuclear endoplasmic reticulum. Gene Ontology annotation, molecular function: cholesterol binding. The record is from RefSeq and is a predicted model, not a curated record. NCBI's taxonomy places the organism in Eukaryota, Metazoa, Chordata, Chondrichthyes, Rajiformes, Rajidae. The transcript has 23 exons.